Molecule: messenger RNA, 1635 nt
Organism: Penicillium daleae
Lineage: Eukaryota; Fungi; Ascomycota; Eurotiomycetes; Eurotiales; Aspergillaceae
Product: fungal specific transcription factor domain-containing protein
Exons: 4
Coding region: 1-1635 (544 amino acids)
Biological process (GO): DNA-templated transcription; positive regulation of transcription by RNA polymerase II
Molecular function (GO): DNA-binding transcription factor activity, RNA polymerase II-specific; sequence-specific DNA binding; zinc ion binding
Source: RefSeq, a predicted model, not a curated record
AUGGCGGCAGUCUGUCCCAUGCUGCGGUUCCCAGCCACUGAAGAGGACUGUAACAGCUAUGUAGAGACAUUGAAAAGAAAGCGCGAUGAUUUGGAGGCCCGCAUACGAUGCCAACGACCGCACCAAGCUAGUCAGCCACCUGCGGAGCCUUUGCAUAACAACCAAGAUGCACACCCCGAGGGAAUUCUCGGCCAGCAAAAUGCCACAGAUAACACUGUCCAGGCAGCAAUGGGCGAGAUUGGCUUCCUGUCUCGCAGUGCCAUGGCAGAACCCCGGGAUGAGACCGGUGGCCUGUCCCAGGAACUUUCCAUUGGACGUAUGCUACGGUCGACGCUGUCUCUUAACGGAGCCAACCCAGCGCAAUCGAUCAUAGAUCCCUAUGGACAAAGUGUAGCGGCGAUGGUUGACCCAUCCAUGACGUCGAACAAACAGUUGGCUCUUCCAUUCAUCACUCGCUUUGUGGAGACAGUAGGAAUGCAAUUCCUUCACAUCGACUCCAAAGAGCUACUGGAGGACUCUGAGAAAUUCUUUGACACGUCAGACGACACCACCAGUGAUCCUAAAUGUCUUUUACCGGUCAAAAGAUUCAAUCUAUAUCUGUCCAUGGCUACUGGCGCACUACUUUCUCCUGGGUCAGGUGGCCUCCAGGGACUUGCCAGUAAUUAUCAUGCCGCUGCCAUGAAGCUCUUCCCUGGAAUUAUCGAAAGUGGGACUAGACUGGAUAUUCUAUAUUGCAUGUUGUCACUCAUCAUAUACUCACUGCACAGUGCCCUUGGUGGGUCAGCUUGGCACUUGAUGGGGCUGGCAAUGAAGAAGGCAAUCGCUUUCAGAUUCCAUAAAGACGUGGACGCGGAUGCUCAAAUGGCCCCAGGGAUGUUGAAAGCCAGACGCAAUGUUUUCUGGAGUCUUUAUACCCUUGAUCGAACCAUCAGCACAAUAAUGGAUCGACCGUUUAGCAUUGAGGAUGAAGAUAUAGCAGUCUUGGGUCCCGAGGAAUAUGAGAAAACUGUGCCAGCUGGAGGCUGUGACUUAGCUUGUCACCUGGUAUCGCAUGCCAGAUUCAUAUCGAGCAUUCGCGACGCUCCUUCGAAAAGUGUGCUGUAUCAUUAUAGCAACUUUUGUUAUUGGAAGGACUGCGCUACUGGGCUCGAUCAAGCCGCUAAAUAUCCACACGUUCAUAUAAUGCGCCUUUCAUGCCGGGCAAUGAGCGAAAUCCUGAAGGUGAAGGGCUCGAUAACCAUCGAACCUAGUCUGGUUCGCAGCUCCAGCAGCAUUGAGAAGGAUUUCAUCAAAGCAUGUGUGGACUAUAUCGAGGACGAGUACCAGCGGUCCGACCGUGGUGAAUUUGCGGGGAGUUUUGUGGAUGCCUACGAUAUUUUCAAUGCGGGGGUGAUUCUCAUUUGUUUGACUGCAGGGAAACCGGCCUUGCCUCAAUGCGAGGCCAAUAUUGUCAAUAAGUGCACUGCUUUACUCACGCUUCUUGGGGAGAGGUUUUCUGGCCUGCGGGUCUUCCGCCGUGUGUUGUGGGCUCUCUCGGGUUUGGUCCUGGGUGAGUCCACGAAUGACCCGAUCAUCUGUGAGCUUCCCCCGGUCAUACCUGACGGUAUCCGAGACUUGAUCUCCGAAUUCUUUUAA